CCCUUAUGGAACUCUCCUGUGCAACGAAGGCGUGUUAAGUUUGUAAUGUUGUGGUUCUUGUGAUUGUUAUUGUUGUUGUAGCAUGUGGAGGAGAAAAUAUGGAGGUGGAUGAGGAAAGACAACGUAUGGAAGACUUUGUACGCGAUUUAUUCUCCAAAACCAAAGAUUUCAACUUGCUGACCAAGAAGAUUGUGCGGAAGCAAUACUUACAGCACUCAAACAGAACCAGUUUGAAUUCCGAGCAAAAGACUCUCCUUACCGACGUUAUCAUCAAGUUGUUGUUUGAAUUCAAUGUAGGAAAAGAUAAAUCUGCAGAUGAAGAUGACAGAAACACUGAGAUGAAAGACACAACAUCAUCAAAAGCAUCAGAAACGACAGUCUUACCAGAGAACACGAGCACGAUGGAGAUAUCAGAUAGCGCCAGAGAAAAAUCAGGCAGUGGUGCCCAAAAUGGAAGUGAGUUGCCAAAAGAAGCAGGGUCUGUUGAUGAUGUUGAUGAUGAUGAUGAUGAUUGUGAUGGUGAUGGUAGUUGUGAGAUUAAUGGUGAUGCUGCUAAUUGUAAGGCUGGUGCCAAGGAUGAUCAAAAUAUUGGAACUGACCGAAAAAAUGAUGUCAGUUUGGAGAGUGAUGCCAAAAGUGUUGAUAAUGUCAAAAGCAGUGAAGAUAACUAUGGUGAUGUAAAAGAUGAGGUAGAUCUGGAGACUGAUGCAGUCAAAGAAGAUGAAGAUGAUGUUAGUGGUGGUGGGAGUGAUGGGAAUUUGCAGGAUGCUGUGCAUGGAAGUUCAAAAAUGAUGAGUAAGACAAUUGGCAUGAGUCAUUCUCGAAGAAACAUUCGAGUCAUUGCCAAACCAACUCAGAAAGAAUUGACAUCUGUACAACAAAGUGGUAAGAAAAAAUCAUCUCUCAUUGUUGCAGAAACCAGCAUAGUUCUCCCAGAUGCUGAUGCUGACGUGUCUUGUAACGAUGACAGAAAUGAUUUAAAGGUCUCUGAGGAAAAAGAAUGCCAAAUCUCAUCGUCUCUGAAACCUUGUACAGAAGAUAAAUCAGGAAAAUUGGUGAUGGUUCCAAAUUCAAAGAGAUUGUCAGCAUUUGAGGUUCUUCAGUCUGUUUUUGAAGACAGCAGUGAUGCUGUCACCAGUUUGCACAGUGAUGAGGAUGUAGAACAAGAGACGGAUGAGUCAGUUGUGAAAAAUGUUUCACGUAUCAGGAACACACCGUUCUCAUUACUUUCCAGCGAUAGCCAGGAAGUGACUGCGGAGAAGAAUAAUGUUAUGAAGGAGAUGGGCACACCAGUUCGUAGCCGCCCUUACAAAGCAUCCCUUGAGUCAGGUAAUGUUAGUUCCGAUAGUGCUUUCACACCGCCAGCCAAGCUGAAGAAGCUAAUACAGGUAAGUGAUUCAUCUGAGUCAAAUAACAGUCCAAUUAGAAUUCGUCUGUUUCGGAACCGUAUCAUAAACAGUACCCUGGGAAAUGUGAAGUCAAAGAAAGCCAAGAAAAUCAUCACCAGUGAUUCCGAUAGCAAAAGUCCAUUCAAAGUGGAGAACAUAGAGGAAAGUGAUCCCGAAAGUCCAGUGUUGAAUACUUCACGAAUGAAAUGGUCUUCCGGUCAAGCAUUGAAAAGUGGACAGUCCAAGAAUCAAGCAACAGCAUGUGAUAAUAACAGAACACAGAAAACGGUGAAGCCAUUCAAAAUUUCUUUGUCUAAAAAGGAAAUACUUAAAGACUCAGACUCUGAUUCUGAUUCCAGUUCUGAUCUUAAUAGAAAAACGAUCAGAAGAAAAAGAAGAAAAUUGUCCGAUUCUCAAGAUGAACAGCCACAACAAUUAGUUUCUUCAGCAUCAUCGUCACAUUCAGAAUUCGAAUCUGAUGACCUGAAACUUUCGCAAAUCAAACUGUUAUAUUCUCAGAAUCAAAAACGGUCGAGCAGUUCAGACAGUGAUGAGGAUCUACUAAUUAAUUACGCAGCUGGUGGUGCCAAGCACCAUCUUGCUUCCAAAGAAUCAAGCAAUAAAUCUUGUGGUAAAAGUGGGCAAGGUGGUUGUGCCUUCACGUCCAAAGUAAAGAUUAUUCGUGAGAAAGGACUAUACAGCUCUGACAGUGAAAACCCAGCAUCCAGAUCCUUGAAUGCUGGAAAAGAAGGUGCUGAUAAUUCCAUUUACACUAUGCGCAUUAUUCGAGAGAAUGUGCCUGUCAAUUCUGAAAGUGAUAACGCAUUGCAAAAUGAUUUGCCUACUUGUGAUACAGCAGCAACAACGAUGACGACAAAAGGUGAUGAUAGGAUGGAUGAUGACAAGCUUUCUCCAAAGGCAUCAGCUGAAGUAAAGGACAGUGACGAAGGUGAUUCCAAGAAUGGAUGUAAUGGGCAAGAGGAAGAGGACACAGACUCGGACACUUCAUCGUUGUCGUCAUCACUGUCAUCAUCAUCAAAUAUGUCAUGCACCAAGAAAAACACCAGUACAAAGAAGGUCAGUGCUAAAGUGACGACCGAUUCUGUUGAAGAAAGCUCUCAGGUGAAACUGUUUCGAAGAAUCUGCCGAGCUGCAGAACUCUUUGUCAAUUAUAAGAAAGAAUUCCAAGAUUUGAAGACAAACAAACAGAAAUGUAAACGCUUGAGAGAAAUAUUAAGAGAUGCUGGUAUGACAGGCCGUCCAACAUUGAAGGCUGCGGAAAGAAUACGUUUGUUGCGUGAAGCUAAACAGCUAAACAAGGACAAUAUUAUAUCUUGUGAUUCAGGUCGAUCCCGUCGGAAACGAAAAGGGUUUUUCUCUGUGGAAAAUUCUCCUGCUAAAAUAGUAAAAUCUAAGCCCGAAAGCUUCCAUAACCUGAAAGGAAUUGUGGACAGUGAAGGGUCUGGAAGCGAUACGGAAACAUAGACCAAACAAAACUAAAUAAAAGGAGCCAAAGAUGCCAUAAACAAUCCCUGUGAUAUUGUAGGAAAAGAUUCUACUUGACUCUUGAAAUGACUCUCUCUCUCUCUCUUUCUUCAUUUGAGUUCUUCCUGCCCCCCAUGGACGUCUUCUUAUUCUUCCUGCACCCACCCCCACUUUCCAACAAACACCCAUUGCAUAUUUGCACACCACACACACACACACACACACAAUGUUUAAGAUUCAAGUACACACACACACACAUACAUGACAGAUUAUUUACACACAUAAUUUCAUUCUCUCUCAAUCACACUUACACACGUCCAACCCACAUUUAUUCAUUCACGCACACACACACACACUUUGUAGUCCCAUCUUCCCACACUUACAUAUUCCACACACACAUACACAUUCUUUCUCACCCAGAUAUAUCGUCAACUAAAAGCAUUGUCUCACAAUUUUAUUGAUAUCUCUUUGUUCUUCGCUCUGUCUCUCUCUCUCUCUCUCCACUUCCCUCUUUCUGUCUGUUUUUCUCUCUCUCUCUUUCUGUUUGUUUUUCACCUCCAUUCUUCCUUGCUCUUUCUUUCUUUCCCUCUCUCUCACCUUCCAUUACUCUCUUUCUUUGUCUCUCCAUCUCUCUCUCACACAUACACAUUCUUUUUUGUUGUUUUACUAUUAAGCUUCAUGCCAGUAUCCUUUUUUUUUUAUUUGUUACAUCUAAACCAAGAUAGGUGAUUCAAUAAAAGUGUAAAAUCAGUAAAAAAAAAUUUUAAUAAACCAAAUCAAGGAAGGCCAGUUGUUAAAUGGGACCCCAGUAUAUUACUGGGUGCCUAUUGUCUCAAUGCUAUUGAUUGAUGGCAACAAAACUUCUCUUAAAUUGUGUGAGACAUUUUAAUACUGCAUGGCACUUUAGGGAAGCAUCUACUUCUGUGGCCCUGGCCUGACCAGUGCCUUAUUUAAUACUGGAGACAGAAGCUGUAGGAGGCCCAGUGGAGACAGACUGCUGUAAGGGGUGGUGUUAGUGCUGCAUUUAGACUGACCAUAGAUGAGGCAAAGGGAAUUGCACAAAUAAGGAGAGCUUGGCUUGCUGUCGUCCACUUUUCCAUGCUUUUGUGGACCGGACAGAAUUUUUGUCGAGGCUGUUUUUACCCUUUUUGUGGUCAGAUGCUCUUCGAGUUGUCAGCCCUCGCCUUUUUCCAAGCAAGGUGAUAUUUACCCACUGCGCCUCUCAACACAAACAUUACAAUUUACAGAUAUAUAUAUAUAUAUAUCUGUAAAUAAUAUGUGACAAAUAUUCGGUAGCCAUGAUAAAACUACCGAAUUAUUGUCAAAUAUUAUUUACAGAUAAAUUCCUCUAUUUACAUAAUAUCGAGGUCUCUUUCUUUUGUUGUCUUACCUUUUCUAUCUAUCUAUAUAUAAAAGAGGAUCAAAGAGCCUUCCCUAGCCAUAAGCUCUUAAGGCCAUUUUCCCAGAUUCUUUGGUGUAUAUAUUUCCUCACUCCCUGGAUGAGAUGCCAGUCUAUUGCAGGGUAACUCUCACUUUUGACAGUUAAGUGGACUGGAGCCAUGUGAAAUAAAGUGUCUUGCUCAAGAACACAGCAUUGACCAAUUGAAAUCACAUAAUCAGUCUGUCUUGCAAUGAGAUUUUAAUUUAGAUAUGAGCUAAAUCCUUUUAAAAGUGAGCCCUAAUGUGGAAACAGGUCUAAUUAAUAGCCUGUAAUAUAUCCCUUGGACAGGAAAAAAAAAAGGGGCCAUGGUUGCUUGAGAGUAUAUGGCAUGCUGUUAUUUAUAACUAUCUUUCAGACCUGACCUCAAUAUAUUUUACAUCUUCUCACAGAUUCUAUAUUUUCAUGAUGAAAUGUGGAUACUUCAGGUGGGUUGGUGCUAAAAUGCAUUAUUAAUUUAUAGCCACCCCACAAUGGUUACAAAGAGAGCAAAAGUCGAAAUAUCUCAGUUUCUCACACACCUUUUAAUAGUUGUGUUCUCAAGAUGGUGACACUAUUACAUAUGACAAUUAAAGUUAAAUGUCUCUCACAUGCCAUUCAUCAAUGACACAAACAGAUGUAUAUUUAAAGGCUAUAUAUAUAUAUAUAUAUAUAUAUAUUUUAGGGAUCAGCAAAAUAUUUGUUUCACCAUAUACCAAAGUUCAGAAAAUAGUAGCCAAAAAAGCUGAGAAUCUCACAGAUAGCAUCACUUGUAACUCACAAAAGUAAAAACAAGAAGAAAAAACAAUGAAAAACUAACCAAUUCAGAUGAUUAACAGCGUUGAAAUAAACAUCAAAGAUGCUUUGCCCCUCGCCCCCCGCCCCUACUCUAAUGCAGGAACUACUCAGAGGUUUUGCAAACUCUUCUAAAUCCAUUGCAAUAUUGAAAACCAUUCCGUAUCAUCAGCAGGUAUCUCAGGGUCACAAGGGUCUUGCUCCUUAGCUUGUGUACCUUACCUGAGUGAGGCAGCAAGGACCGAGCCAGUCUUUGCCCACAGAAAGGUUCCACUUGCUGUCUCAAGGGCUAGUUUCAGCUGCCAUG
Messenger RNA from Octopus bimaculoides (California two-spot octopus), 5392 nucleotides. RefSeq lists its product as uncharacterized. NCBI's taxonomy places the organism in Eukaryota, Metazoa, Mollusca, Cephalopoda, Octopoda, Octopodidae. The record is from RefSeq and is a predicted model, not a curated record. Gene Ontology annotation, cellular component: nucleus.